This is a messenger RNA of Culicoides brevitarsis, 966 nucleotides long. RefSeq names its product proteasome subunit beta type-4 (gene Prosbeta7). The coding region runs from base 76 to 852 and encodes 258 amino acids. The record is from RefSeq and is a predicted model, not a curated record. Gene Ontology annotation, cellular component: proteasome core complex. The transcript has a single exon. NCBI's taxonomy places the organism in Eukaryota, Metazoa, Arthropoda, Insecta, Diptera, Ceratopogonidae.
CGUCAAACGUCAGAUGAGCCAGCAGUUUUUAAAACCGAAUCAUUCAAGACUUUUUCGCUAAAAAUCUCUGCAAUUAUGGCAAAUUUUCAAUCAGUUGGAGGUCCAUUUUGGUCUAACGGGCCUGCGCCGGGGCAAUUUUAUCAAUUUCCGGGUCAAACUGUUACGCCGCACGCAGAACCUGAACGCAAACAUGACGGCGGAAUGAUUACAACGGGAACUUCGGUAAUCGGCAUCAAAUACAACAACGGAGUCAUCAUCGCGGCAGAUCGUUUAGUCUCCUACGGAAAAAUGGCUCGUUUCCAAAAUGUCGAUCGUGUCUUCAAAAUCAACGAUCAAUGCAUCAUCGGAGUCGGAGGCGAUUACGCUGACUUCCAAUUCAUUAAACGACACAUCGAUCAACUCAUCAUCAAUGACGAGAGUUACGGGGACAACAACAAACUGAAGCCGAAGUCACUUUUCACGUAUUUAACUCGCGUUUUUUACAAUCGUCGUUGCAAAAUGCAACCAUUGUGGCUUGAUGUCAUUGUCGGCGGCAUGGAAAGUAACGAACCCUUUUUGGGACACGUAAAUGUUCGCGGAAAAGCGUACACGAGCAACUGCAUUGGGACAGGAUUCGGCAAUCAUCUUUCUAUUCCGUUGUUCCGUGAAGUUGUCGAGCAACCAAAUGCGAAUAUAACGCAAGCAAAAGCAGAGGAAGUUGUUAAAAAGUGCAUGGAAGUCCUUUAUUAUCGGGAUUGUGUCGCUUUUCCGAAAUUCUCACAGGCUAUUUGCACUGCGGAAGGCGUAAAUGUGAACACUGAGAUGGCUGUCGAUCAAAAUUGGCAAGUUGCUCACAUGAUUCGUGGAUUCUAAAAAUAUUUUUUUUGUAACUUUGAAUAUUAAAAUAAAAAAAAACUUAAGAAAAAUGUAAAAGUUGUUAUUGAAAAUUAAGUUUACAAAAAAAAUCGAACUAAAAAGUAUAAAAAA